Molecule: messenger RNA, 1317 nt
Organism: Asterias rubens (European starfish)
Lineage: Eukaryota; Metazoa; Echinodermata; Asteroidea; Forcipulatida; Asteriidae
Product: CXXC motif containing zinc binding protein-like
Exons: 8
Coding region: 147-629 (160 amino acids)
Molecular function (GO): zinc ion binding
Source: RefSeq, a predicted model, not a curated record
GUAAGUGAUACGUGCAUGCUACGUGCACAUUGGAACCUCGCACAAACAAGUUCUAUCUUCUACUCACAGCUAGCUUUCUUCCUGCAGAUCAAACCAGCUCUGUGUAUACAUGUUGCUACUGUGAGAAGAAUCCUAAACUCAAAACCAUGGUGAAAAUUGGGCUUCAGAUUAAAGCCAAUCUUGAGAAUGUAACAAAUUUACAACCAGAUGGGGAAGACUUCCGAUGGUAUGUCAAGAUAAAAUGUUCAAACUGUGGAACAGUUAAAGAAUCAUGGCAAUAUUUAACACUCACUGAAAAUACACCAACCAAAGGAGGUCGGGGGUCAGCAAGCAUGGUGUCAAAGUGCAAAAUGUGCAGCCGGGAAAAUCACAUCGAUAUAUUGAAGGAUUCAUAUAAAGCUUAUAAUGCAGAGGACAGCAACAAGUUCAAGACGAUAAUUGGUUUUGAAUGUAGAGGAAUGGAACCAGUGGACUUCUCACCAAGGGUGGGAUUUCAGGCGAAAGGAGCAGAUUCAACGACACAAUUUGAAGUUGAUUUGACAGAAAAAGAGUGGGCGGACUACGAUGAAAAGACAAACCUUCCUGUGAGUAUCGACGAAUUUGAAAGUCGUUUCGUUACUAUGAAAUGAACAACUCCAUAGUGUUUAGACUGCUGAGAAAAACAGACAGACAAAGUGAGGGGGAAAGGGGAUGUGCUCGAAAUUGCAGAGGAGUGGAGAGGGGAGGGAGCUGCCAAAUCUUCCUGAUUCUGCAAAAAGUUCCCUGAAAGUAAACCAAUCUUUCCAUGCUCUGAUAAACAAGUUUGAAACCAAUCUUUCCAUGCUCUGAUGAACAAGUUUGAAUAUCUCCCUGUAACGCAUGCAAACAAUUACAGAAUAUAAAAUUAAUGUUUUUAAAGUAAAAUUAUCAGGGAGAAAAGUGCCAUAUUUACUCCCUUCUUAAAGAGCCUGCAUACGUUUGGUAACGCUCUGAAAAUAAAUGGCUAUAAAAGCUACGUUGUAUAAGCAUAACGGCAGCUUUGAAUAGGAAAUGCAUUUUGAGAAAACAGUUCACCUCGAAGCACUCUGGUUAUUAAAAAAUAUAUCUCUUUUUCUCCCAACAAAUUUUGAAUAUAAGAAGCAUUAAUGCGACAUUGCUUUUCAGAUUAUGUAUUCCUUAAGGGAUUAUUUGCUCUUGCCAAGUCUCAUCCCCCCCCCCCUCCCCAAGUGCAAAUGUUACAUCUUUUCCGAAUUAAAUUCAUUAGAGUGCCACUUUUUCAAACAUCAUUUGAGUAGUUCUAUUUUUUGUAAAUACAAGAUAAUAAAAGCUCUAAUAUUA